CUCGGGGAGCUGGUUACUACCUGCCCUGCCACUUGUAUAACUCAUUACCAUCUGUCCUGCCACUGGGAUAACUAUUUAUUGUCUGUCCUGCAGUUGAGUUAACUAGUUACUGCCUAUCCUGCCACUCAGAUAACAAGUUACUUUCUGUGCUGUUUCUGGGAUAAAUAAUUACUAUCUGCACUGCAGUUGGGAUAAUUAGUUACUCUCCAUCCCGCUACUGGGAUAGCUAGUUACUCUCUGUCCUGCAACUGGGAUAACUAGUUACUGUCUGUCCUGCUGUUGAUAUAAUUGAAACUGGGAUAACAAGUCACUAUUUGUCCUGUGCCUGGGAUAACCGCAACUAGGAUUACUAUUUCAUGUCCCUCCUGCCACUGGGAUAAAUAUUUACUAGGGCAGCUAUUUAAUCAUUCUUACUGGACUGCACUGCCACUGGAAUAACUCUCUACUGGACUGUGAUCUUUCUCAGGAUUUGUGCGGCACUGCUCAGACUUUCCGUGUGCAAGUAUUUGUAUAUGAACAAUGGUUGCUGCGUGUGAGCUCAUCGCCCUUUGCCUGGGCAUCAUCGGACUGGUGGGCACUUCCGCAACCACAGGCCUCCCCAUGUGGAAGGUGACAGCCUUCAUCCAGGAGAACAUUAUCACUAUGGAGACACGCUGGGAAGGCCUCUGGAUGAACUGUUAUCGGCAGGCCAACAUCCGUAUGCAGUGUAAAGUGUACGAUUCCCUGCUGUAUCUGCCUCCGGAGCUCCAGGCAGCCAGAGGCCUUAUGUGUUGUGCUGUGGCUUUGAGUUUCCUAGGCUUGUUAGUGGCCCUCCCAGGCCUCCAUAGCACAGCCUGCCUUCAGGAUCAACUGCGCAUCAAGGCCCUAAUUAUCAAAGUUGCCGGUGCCAUGGAGAUCAUGGCUGCACUCUGCGUAAUCAUCCCCGUCUCCUGGACAGCCCAUGUCAUCAUCCAGGACUUCUACAACCCGCUGUUGCUGGAUGCCCAGCGCAGGGAACUGGGUGAGGCACUCUACAUUGGCUGGGUCACAGCAGCCUGCCUCCUCGCCUCUGGUGUCGUCUUCCUCGUCUGCCGAUCUGCUUCAGAAUCUGACUUGUCUCAGUUUUAUCGGCCCAUGUACGCAACCAAUAGCACGACUUUGUCCCAUGUCCAUCCCUUUAUGCCCACUCCGAGUCCACUCAGCUCCAUACCCCAGCAGCCGCUCCUACCCAAUCACAACCUGUACCCUCAGCCGUCCAUAUCUUCAACCUACAGCCCUGUAGCAGUGACCCCUGAUGGCCAGCCUGUGCUUUACAGUGGCCAACAUGUCCCUCCUAAUGUUCCUGUGGUGUACAACGCCAAUAUGAUGCCCAACCGCCAGACCCACCUGCCCGCACAUAUUUCGGGGAGACUCUCCACACCCAGAAACUCCACUCACCCUAGUGUGAUGUCUGCACCCCCUCCUCCCCCACACAACAACAUACAGCUCACCCAACACACACCUGUUUUGUAUGAAUAUGGCUACUCCAGAGACAGGCCGCAGAGCCCCGUGUCCCACACCAAUUCUGGAAUGUACAUAUGAGGACAUUUUUACCACACUGUCUGUAAACCUUCUAUCCCUCCAAGGGAGUAUAAACAGCUCGGAAUGACACUUCAUAAUUUAAAAAAAAAUCUCCUGCCUUGUUACAAAACAGGGCUUGUUAUUUUGUAUCCAAUGCAAACUGGAGGAGUUAUUCUUAGUCAUUCUUACUAAAACUUCUAUAUUUAAUUUCAUUCAUAGUUCAAUCAUUCAGAUGUCAUUCGAAGUGAUGUUUCAAGAGAAACUGUGAGUUGUGGUGGUGAUAGCAACCAGACAUCCACCUCUAAAAGCUCUCUUACAGACAGUUAUGUGAAAUGGCUAUGAAUU
This is a messenger RNA of Pygocentrus nattereri (red-bellied piranha), 1884 nucleotides long. RefSeq names its product claudin-8-like. Gene Ontology annotation, molecular function: structural molecule activity. The coding region runs from base 520 to 1560 and encodes 346 amino acids. Gene Ontology annotation, biological process: bicellular tight junction assembly; cell adhesion. Lineage: Eukaryota; Metazoa; Chordata; Actinopteri; Characiformes; Serrasalmidae. Gene Ontology annotation, cellular component: bicellular tight junction; plasma membrane. The transcript has a single exon. The record is from RefSeq and is a predicted model, not a curated record.